Molecule: messenger RNA, 6556 nt
Organism: Anopheles stephensi (Asian malaria mosquito)
Lineage: Eukaryota; Metazoa; Arthropoda; Insecta; Diptera; Culicidae
Gene: DCP2
Exons: 3
Coding region: 105-2438 (777 amino acids)
Biological process (GO): nuclear-transcribed mRNA catabolic process, nonsense-mediated decay; deadenylation-dependent decapping of nuclear-transcribed mRNA
Cellular component (GO): cytoplasm; P-body
Molecular function (GO): manganese ion binding; RNA binding; 5'-(N(7)-methylguanosine 5'-triphospho)-[mRNA] hydrolase activity
Source: RefSeq, a predicted model, not a curated record
GCCCGGCUCGCCGUCCGGGACGUGGUCAGAUGAGCUUCGGUGGCUUCGGUGCGAGUUGAUACCGGGAGGGGUUUUUUUUUCGAACCACUCAAAAGCCUGCAAAGAUGAAUCGUGUAAUUUUAGUGAGUUUUGUGAUCGUGUGCGUGUGUGGUUACAUAUCGUCCGUCGAUGGGAUGCCUGCACGGAGGAAGCAUAACUCUUCGGAAGAGUCGAGUGAGGUGGAGCCCAUGAGCAGGGAGCGAGGGAUGGGCAGAAAAGGUCCCGGAAACCGUUGGAAAGGACACUCGUCCGAGGAACGUGGCGAGAUGAAGAUGAGACGACCGCGUCCACCUCCACGGCGAAGGAAGAAUAAGGAUAGGAAUAGGAACAGGAAUCAGAUGUCUUCGACGACGGCCAGUGCUAGUACCUCUAGUACCACGGCUUUACCUAUGAGCUCUACAACGCGGGUGACUUCGUCUACAACUCCAGUGACAGCUAGUUCGACCACUCCAGCAGCUUCGUCAUCUACUACACCGACCACAAGUUCCACCACACCAGUGACUUCGACUACUACUCUUGCAACUUCCAGUUCGACCACUUCAGGGACAUCGUCAUCCACUACACCAACUUCUAGUUCCACCACCCCAGUGACAUCCACUGCAGCUCCUGCAACUGCUAGUUCUACCACACCAGGAACAUCGUCAUCCUCUACCCCAGUGACAUCGACCACUAGUCCACCAACUUUUAGUUCUACCACUACCUCAGCCACCAGUUCGACAACUUCGAGUUCUUCCUCCUCAACGACCUCGAGGUUCUCCUCUACCACAUCGGUGGCUUAUAAACAACAACACAGCCAACGAAACAACGCACGACGCAGUGAACGAAAAAGGAAUUUCGGAAACGAUUUGCAAGCCGCCUCGAUGGCCACAAACAGUCCGCUAAGCGUGGUCCAGUCGGGCACGGCAUCGGGCCAGAAGGGCAAACAGAGCGGAAAUGGUACGCCCGCCAUAUCGAGCGACAUCAUGGACGAUCUGGCCAGCCGGUUCAUCAUCAACGUGCCGGAGGAGGAGCGCAAAAACUUGAUCCGCAUCUGCUUCCAGAUGGAGCUGGCGCAUUGGUUCUAUUUGGACUUUUACUGCGCAGAAGGCAAGCACAAGUGUGGCAUCAAGCAGUUUGCGCAGCAGAUGUUUAAGCACGUACCGUUCCUGCAACCGCACUGGCCAAACGUGGACGGUGUGCUGGAAGACUGGAAGCAGUACAAGCUGACCGUACCGACGUACGGGGCGAUACUGCUGUCGGAGGACCUGAAGCACGUGCUGCUGGUACAAUCGUUCUGGGCCAAAUCAUCGUGGGGCUUCCCGAAGGGCAAGAUUAACGAAAACGAGGAGCCGGUCAAUUGCGCCAUACGCGAGGUGUACGAAGAGACGGGUUACGACAUACGGAAGCUAAUCCGACCGACCGAGUACAUCGACGUGAUCAUUAACUAUCAAUUCACCCGGCUGUACCUGGUGCCGGGUGUACCGCUGACCACCGUGUUUGUGCCCAAAACGCGCAACGAAAUCAAAUGCUGCGAAUGGUUUCCGGUGGAAGUGUUGCCGGUGACGAAGCACGACAACAUCGUCAAGGACAAUCACAGCCUGUCGGGCAACUCGUUCUUCAUGAUACUGCCGUUCGUGAAGCGGUUGAAGAAGUGGCUCGAAUCGUACCACUCCGGGAAGGGUGCCGGUAAGGGAGCGAUCGGCAAGGGCACGACGAUGCAUCAGGCAAGUAACUCACCCAUUUUUGGACGUGAUUCGGCAAGCAAACAGCAGCAGCAGCAGCAGCAGCUCCAGGGACAGAGGCAGCAGCAGCGUCAGCGACACAAAUCGAUGGGAGAGUUGGAGCCUCCGAUUCAGAUACUGCAAAGAGGCAAGGGCAACGUUGCGGGCACACCGAACAUUCACCAGCAGUCGGUCACAGCACACAGCAGCGCCAACCGUUCUCAGCAACAGCAGCAGCAAAAGCAAAUGGCACGCGAAGACCCCAACCGAUCGCAACGGGCGGCCAGUGUGGCGAAUGAAAGCUACAAUGAAUUUCGGUUUGGCAUUGGUGAUGGGUCGUCCGCGUCGAGCAAAACCUUACCGAUGGCUGGCGCAAGCCACAAGCACGAGACCAAAAGAGGACCUUCACAUGUGGCGGCCGCCACGAACGGUGGCCGGGUGGAACGAACAGCCAACAGCCAUACGAAGCGGAAACUGUUUGCCAACGAGCCGAACCAUCCAACCAACCAAGCAGCAGCAGGAAACGUUGAACGGGCGGCGUCAGGCGACGAAACGGAGGAUGAAUUUUUGGAUCGGAUAGUUAAGGAAGCUCGUACUAACCUGUUCAAAUCAGGUGUCAGGCAGUGGACCGAGUUUUCAUUAGACUGGGGACCGUUUCUCAAUCCCGAAAUGUUCCGACGGAUGAGAAUCGGCGAAUGAAACACCUGGGAGCGGGUGUUGUACUGAGUAGGGUUAACUACGCAACUAUGCACAACAGUUACUUAUACGGUUUUGCAUCAUUGUGUGCGUGCCUAAUGAGCUAUGAAUAAAGGAACAAUGGCCUCGACGACCAUGGCUGCGGUCCUACUUGAAUGUGCAUUAAAGUAGCCUAUGACCCACGCCCGCCAUGGUAACGUCGAACGGCCGAAGAGCGAAAAAGCACGUCACGAAUUAAUUUACGCGUUUACGAUGCUUUCUGGAGAUUUUAUUAAUUUCGUUUCUGUAUUUUUAAGGAGGAUAUAGUUAAAAACUUGUUGUAGCCCACGUUACACAAUAUUACUUUCGUGUUUGUUUGUUUUUUUUUUUUUUAAUGUUUCAUUGCAUUCACUUUUUUGCUUUUCCGCUCGUAUUAAAGCGAUUUAGGCGAGAAAUUAAUACUAUCGCUCUUUACAUCCUUCUUCCGUCUCCCACGAUCUUUUAUCUCGUGCCCUGUCCCGCCUGCUAGUCUACCUUUUGUGUGAGAGCGAGAGUGUGUAUCUGAUUCGGUGUGUGUGUUUUUUUGUGUUUUGUCGGAAUCCCUUCUCUUUUAGCUAUAGAAACCCGUGUAAGUCCCGUUCCCGUUGUAGCAUAAUAUAAUUUAAAAAUUGUAUGUUGCCUCAUUUGUUUUCUUAAAUCUUUUUUACCUUUUCGCCCGCAUUCCCUUUUAAAUAUGUACAAGUCGCCAAAUGUGAAUAUACUACCACUAACGCACUACUUGCCGGGACAGUAGCAGGAAACAAGAUGGCGGACCGCAAAACAGCACAACGGCCCCGAAUGUCAGUGCCCUCGAAGCGUGUGUUUGCAUCUUGGUAAGUGUGUGUGUGUGUGUGUGUGUGUUUUUUUUUUUAUAUCUAAAUGUGUCAUUAGAACGGUCUAAAAUCGGGUCGGGUGUAGUUGUGUUCGGCUAUUCGCAACACCUACUGCUUAUUGCCCAAAUUCCCUUACUCGCCCUUCGUCGGCCCAACCGCCCCAAAAGGCCAAGCUAGAAAUCGGGGCCGUUUUCCUUCGCCAAAGAACUACCGACCGUGGACGCGUUGUCUUUUAGGCUUUGGGUGAUGGAAAAAUUUGCCAUUAUCAUUAUCGCACCUUACCGACCUACAGUUUUGCCCUAAUCAGUAAAGCUUUAUACUUCCUUUCUACACAUGCUUAACCGAGUUGAUGAUUGUACGCUUCUGAGAAAGUGUGUGUGUGUGUGCGUAAAAGAGCAAACCAGAGGCUUCUUUAUGCACCUUUAAGUAGAUAGGAUGUGUGUUUGUGUGUGUUUGUGUGUGUUUGCUUGUUUGUUUUCCUCAUCUCGUUGCUUUCUCUUGUGUCCUCGCUUAACUACUGCUAGUUACUAGUUGACUAGUUGUGUUUUCUGUUUGUAUUAUAAUAUGUGAAAAAUGAUUUAAUACGAUACGGGAUUUUUUUUCUUAACUCGUUCUAUUUUUUUUUUAAUCUAGUAGGAACGGGAUAGGGGGGAAAAUAAGACAAGAAAAAAGUUCUUAAAGUGAUGAAAAAGAAGUUUAAAAUAUAAAAUCAAUUUAGUAAAGAAGCUAGAAGAAGAAGAAAAAAGAAAAAGGAAAGGAUAAAAUAAAAACAUAAUCUUCCGUUGCGAAUAACAUAAACAGAAAGAAAAGGUUGAGAUGAAACACUGCCACUACGUUCCCGAUAGUGAUUGCAUUGCAUUGCUGUACAACUUUUCUUAUGUACUUACUAUAUCACUUGAUAAAUGAACGCCGUUUACUGUAUCGCCGCGUGUGUGUUGUUUUCUUCUCUUCAUUUUCUUCCCUUUCUUCUACUAAAGCUUUUCCAGUAAAGAGUUUCGCAUGGAUCAUUUUUCUCCGCUUUCCGAUAGAUAGGCCCCUACGGUAUAAGUGUAGAUUGUUGUUGAUGUUUUUGUUUGUUGUUUGGUUUUCCUAUUGUAGAGUUUGUGUGUGUUAAGUUUAGUGUAGUUCAGGAUUGUGGCAGGAAUCCUGGAGUCAAAAUGAUUUAUUUUAGUUCCUUAAAAUUUGGGAACUCAAGUCGUAAAAAAUGAAGUUCAGUUCGAAUCCUGAACGGUCGCGCCACAUACGAGUUAAAAUUGAGACCUCCAUGGUAGAACCAGACAAACCAGAUAGAGUUUGUAGUGUCAAAGACGAACAGGCAUUCGCCGAGGCAAGAAAAUCGUCAAGGAUUUAGUCAAGUUUUUACGAGAUGGUUCGUUUAGACAACGAAGUUGGGAAAUGAAGUUCCAAGGAUCCCGAGUCCUAGAGCCUGUAAGGCGAAUGAGGUCUCGUGAGGUUUCGAAACAUGAUUCGUUCGAAGAAAUUGCCUGAUAUAAAAAUUCUGCUCUCAGACGAAUUAACCAAAAAAAAAAAAAAAAAAACUCCAGGAGAUGUUCCCAAGACUGACAAUACGGCACCAGUCCGUCAUACUUUAUAAAUAAAUAAAUAAGAUGUUCCCAAGAAGGGUAACAAGAACGGUUUGGUUUUGAGUAAUUGAUUUUAAGAUGAAUAUCGAACUGGCUGGUCGUCCUGGCUGAAUGUCAACAUCUUAUAAGUUCAUCACGUUGGUGUGGACCAGGUUAGAGUAGUGGCGAAUCCUAAUAAAAGCAAUCUUAACAGAUGCUUGGAGCCCUGAGUUUUCAAGAGAUACCCUGCACAUAUCGAUAGAGGCGUCCUCUUCUUACAAGCUGCCUACAGGGUCCUGGAAGUCGGGUAUGAUAUCUCCGCUUGGGCUCUGACCAUGACCCCGAUAGUCGGUUCGAAGUGUUUGGGGUCUCCGACUUUCAUUCUGCUGGGAGUCUCAAAGGGGUUUUUCCGCCGAUGGACCAGUGUCGGAUCAAUCUUGGAGCGGAAGGAGCGGCCGCUCGGGGCCUUGUCGGUUAGGGGAGGCUCAUUAGCGUAGGAAAUCCUGUUGUAUCCGUCUAAUAUCAGUAUUAGGGGAGCCUCAACUUCCGUUCUGCUCAGGGUCUCCAACUAUCUUUACCCAUCACUGCAUCGGACUUGUAUAAUCGGAUGGCUUUGGAUGGAAAAAUAUGACAUUUUGGCUUAAAGAUUUAUGGACCUCUUCAAGCCAAAUGAAGUUAAAUCAAUUGAAGUAUUUAAGUUAAAAUUGAGGAGCCUGCCACUUCCCGUAGUCGUUUUACGUGCUGUGUGUAUGUGACUGUUUUGAAGACAUGCGCUUAGUGUAUCCAUGUGUGUGUGUUGCAUUUUGUAGUAAGUAAUUGUGUUCCUUCCAAAAAUUCUUCUUCCUUUCUCUCUCUCUCUCUCUCUCUCUCUCUCUGUCACUACUAGCUACAAGUUGAACUAACUUCACCAUCUACCAAAUUGUAACGAAUGCUGUUUGUUGUUUUUUUCUUUUAUUUUGUUUUACAAUCCUUUUUUUAGAACGGGAGAUUAAUGUUGUUGUGUUUUUUUUCGCUUCGUACCAUUUUUCAAUUAGUAACAAGUGGUUCAUUAAAUAUUCCAAUGUUUUAACAAUAUUUAAAAAUGUUUUAGCUUUAGCUUUCUGAUUUUCGUAACUGAUUGAUAUAGUAGGGGCUCUCUCUUUUGUUUGUAUUUCCUUUCUUACUUGUGUAUAAUAAAUCGGGGGAUUUUCUAUAGGUUUCCGUACAGAUACUGUAGAUGCGUUUGAAACAAGUUCGGGUAAAUAUUUCAGACUGAGCGGAGCUGUAGUUUGUUGCAGCUUUGUAGAGCUUUUGGUUCAUCCGCUUCCGUGUAGCUCGAUAGAUUAAGAGAAACCGUGGGUUUUUUAUUUUUGUGUGAGUCUGUCGGUGUGUUAAUUCUACCAAGAGUGUGAGCUAGUAAUUCGAUCCUUCAACGCGCUGCACUAAAGAUAUGUUAAUUCUAUGCUUUGUGGUACUGCAGAACGUUUUAUUGCACACUUCGAGUGAUAAUGUUUGCUGGGCUGGAUAGAGCAGGUAAAGAGUGGAGUUGGUUCAUUUUUAAAAUGGUAGUUGUAUCCUAUUUUUUUAAGGAGAAUGUUGUGGUCCUUGUGCUUAAAGCCAUUGGGUAGGUUUCAGGUUUCUGGUUACGGGUAAGGGUUCGGUAGAGUGUAUGGAAAAGAUGUCCGAUUGUUGUAACUACACAGGUUACAGGGGUAGGUUACAAUAGAGU